AUGGCUUUUUACACUGCCGCUCUCACAUGCGUGGAGGACGUCACAUCCGAAGUAUCGCCGGAAUCUUUGCAGGCUUUGCUUCUACUCAUAGUAUUUUGUCUUUUCUAUCCGCGAAAGGGUGAUUUGUGGAAGUUGUUGGAUUAUGCUUGUCGUCUAAGCAUUGAACUUGGCUUCCACACGGAGCUUGAUAUGGAAAGCGAGAACGAGGAUCAGAAGAACUUCAGGCGUUCGACGUUCUGGGGCUUGUAUGCCAUAGAAAGAAUCGUUGGCCAAUUAUUAGGAAGAGGCUCCGACUUACCAGAAGCCAUUAUCACUGCACAAUAUCCGAGUCCGAGACCAUCACAGUCUUUGGACGAGUUUGAAACUUCGCAAGCGGUUGCCAUUUCUCACCACUAUAGACUCGUCUAUAUACGGUCGAAAAUAUACCGUGACUUGUAUCUAUCGACCGACAUGCCUAUAUUUCCCGUUGAUUGGUAUCGGGAACAAUUCAGUGGACUUCUCGCUUGGAGACGUGACUUAGAUGUCGAAGACAGUUUGCCUGGUGUUUCAACAAUAACAUGUGACGUUGGGUAUUAUUCUACUAUUUGUUUUCUCUUCCAACCGGUGAUGCUGUCAUUGUUGGAAAGCCUCAAGCAAGACACAAUUAGCAGCAAUGGCCCAGCAUGUCGAUUGCAGUGGAUUCCGCAGGACAACUACUACGCUGCUUGUGAACUAAUCCUUGCCUACGAGCGAGUUAUUCGUUCUCCGCAUGAUUCCGCCUUGAGUGUCUACCCCAUGACAUUUCUCUCUGCACACUACAUCUACCUUGCCGGUCUUACUUUGAUGGCCCAUUGUCUUAUAGCCCUAGAGAGAAGCGUCCCGGUGAUGUCGCCGUUCUCCGACCCACAAGGAGGAAACGAGACCUCGAAGAUUGACUUUAGCCGCAUUUCUGAGAUAUCGGCCUCCUGUCUAAUUUUGCUCACAUGGUGUUCAGACCGCUGGCCCGAAAUGGUCUCCAUGCUGAACGUGUACAAGCGGCUAUCAGAUCGUUUAGUUCCGGCGCUCAUCCGCAGUGGACAUUCCAAUUACAGAAACUACUCAGAAAACGAAACGGCUCGUGAGAUUUUGUUAUUGGUGUCGAGAUACUGCGACGUGAAUCUAAUCUUCAAUAUGGGUUUCUCGGAUAGGAAGAUUGCCGUCAUUGGUGGAGGCUUAGGUGGCAUGGCAUUUAUGAACUCAGCAAGGCAUGCGGGGCUUCAGAAUGUGCACCUUUACGAAGCUGCGCCUGAGUUUACUGAGGUUGGUGCUGGUGUCAAUAUCACUAGAAACGCAAAUCGCGUACUCGAUGCGUUUGGUCUGAAGGACGAUGUGCUAUGGAAGUCGUCAAGGAAUCCUCCAUCCUACAUGGAAUAUUAUCACUACCGAACUGGUGAAUACCUUGGCCAAAUCGAUGAAUUUGGCGAACCAAGAUCACGCCAGAUCCACCGUGCACAUCUUCUUGAAGCACUGCGAAAGAACGUGUCAAAUGAUCUCCUCUCGACAAAAAAGCGGCUAACGGCCAUUGAAUGGGACGAAGGAGUCGCGCAGUAUGUCUUGAAAUUUCAAGAUGGGAGCUCCGAUACAGCCGAUAUUGUCAUCGGCUGCGAUGGGAUCAAGUCUGUCGUACGGAAACAUUUGGGUCUGGAUGACCAUCCGGUAUACUCGGGUCAAAUGGUCUACCGUGGCUACGUAGCGUAUGACGAUCUUUCGCCUGAAACAUCUGCUCUUUUGAGAAAGACCGUCAACUUCCGUGGGCCUCGAAAGCACGUACUGACGUUACCUAUUGGCAAUGAUGAAUCUCAGACUGCGCGGAUUGGGAUUAUUGCAUUUAUGACGGAGCCUCUUGAGGGGUGGACAUCAGAGAGUUGGCUAGAUAAAGCCCCUAUCGACGAUCUAUAUGAGCAUGUCAAGGACUGGACCGGAGCUGUUCAGGAGAUUAUUGCUGGAUUGCGGAAUGGGCAUCCUGAUGGGCGGAUUUUGAAACAGACACUCUACGUACGAGAACCUACUGAUAAAUGGUUUACGACCGAGUCCAGCUCGCCAUCUAGCGGCAUUAUUCUCAUUGGAGAUUCAGUACACUCUACUUUACCCCAUCAAGGCCAAGGCGCUUGCAUGGCUAUCGAAUCUGGCUUUGCUUUAGCUCAAGUGCUCCAGCAAUGGAAAUCAACUAAUCUCGGAGAUGCACUUCAAUUCUUCCAAGAUCUUCGUAAACCACGCACUGAUAGAAUCACCAAGACGAGUUAUGAGACUGGCAAAAUGGCUAGCUGCGAUAUCCCCGAGGAGAAGUGGCCUGAGAUUUUCAAUUAUUCUGCAAUGCGGGAACGUAUGCGAUGGGUGAUGGAAUAUGAUCUUUUCCAGGAUAUUUCCAACAAACACGAAGCGCUAUAUAGACCCAAUAUUACUCUCCAAGCAGAGACAGAUUCUACGGCACAGAAGGUCGUGGUUUAA
Messenger RNA from Talaromyces atroroseus, 2466 nucleotides. RefSeq lists its product as hypothetical. Gene Ontology annotation, biological process: secondary metabolite biosynthetic process; DNA-templated transcription. Lineage: Eukaryota; Fungi; Ascomycota; Eurotiomycetes; Eurotiales; Trichocomaceae. The transcript is spliced from 3 exons. Gene Ontology annotation, molecular function: DNA binding; FAD binding; zinc ion binding. The record is from RefSeq and is a predicted model, not a curated record. The coding region runs from base 1 to 2466 and encodes 821 amino acids.